CUGAAUAUAUCUGAGCUAAGAUGAAACUGAAACUAUUGAGCAUCAGAACAUCAGCAGCAGCAGGAGCAACCAGAAGAGACCAAACAUGAGUGAUACAACUCAUCUUUUUGAGGAAAUGGAGGUGACUGGAGCAGCUGCAGCUGGAUCAGAAACCCAAGAACCAGUGGAACCAGUUCUCAGGAUGGUUCUAGUUGGGAAAACUGGAGCCGGAAAAAGUGCAGCAGGAAACACCAUAUUAGGAGAGAAAAUAUUUAAAUCUCAGCUCAACUCUUCAGCGAUUACAAAGGAGUGUCAAAAAGAAAUCCGAGUGUUCAAUGGUCAAAUGCUAAGUGUGGUUGAUACUCCAGGUCUGUUCGAUAUCUUUGAAAGUGAACAGAAAAUAAAAACAGAAAUCCUCAAAUGCAUCUCAUUUGCUGCUCCUGGUCCUCAUGUUUUCCUGGUGGUGAUCCAGCCAAACAGAUUCACACCAGAAGAAAAAAAAACGGUGGAAAUCAUCCAGGGGAUUUUUGGAGCAGACUCCAAAGAUUACACUCUGGUUUUAUUCACUCAUGGAGACGAUCUGGAUGAGGAAGAUGUCUCCAUUGAAACAAUCAUCGAUGGCAACAAGGCCCUGAAGAAUUUCAUUGAUCAAUGCGGUAAAAGAUACCAUGUGUUCAACAAUAGAGCUAAAGAUCCAGAUCAGGUCACAGAGCUUAUCAAAAAGAUCAACAAGAUGGGUGAGAAAAAUGGAGGAAAGAGAAAAUAUUACACCAACCAGAUGCUGCAAGCAGCAGAGAAAGCUAUAAAGGAAGAAAUGGAAAAACAGCAGAAGGAAAAUCCAAACAUGAGUUCUGAUGAAGCAAGAAGAAAGGCUGAGAAAGUCAACGCCUUCAUCCAUGGAGUUUUGGCUGCUGUUGGGGUUGUUGCUGUUGGAGCUGUUGUUGCUGUUGGGGUUAUGAAUCCAUAUGCUACUGCAGCAGUCCUAGAAAACACUGCAGGUCCUCUACAGGCUGCAGUAAUGGCUGCAUUGCAGAAGAAAUUCUGCAGAAUUCAGUGAAAAUGGACGCUCUCAACUCAUCUGAAGGUUGUUACAGAAAUAAUUCACAAAAUCAAAGUAUCACUAUUUAAUCACUGACGUUUUUAAACUUUUCAUUUUCGGGGUUAUUUAAGUUUCAUUCAGCUUGUCUGUAUAAUCAUCACUGCUUACUAAACAUGUGAUUUUCCUGGGUGACCUGCGUUGGGGUCAACAGUUGAGCCUAAUUCCGAAUCAUUGGACACUCGGUCCGCUCCACCGCAGUAAGGUGGCGAUGAUCCUGCAGAGCUGCUGCUUCUCCACACUGAGAGGAGCCAGGUGGUUCAGAUGGUGAGGUGUUCAGGUCCCGCUGGGAGGAGACCCAGAGGAAGACCAGCACAAUGUUCCUCUGCAGGAAACACCUUGGAUAGAAACCUGUAAACUAAUCUAAACUGAAAUAAACUGAGUGAGAGGUCAGGUUCCUCCUGGUCAGCAAGGUUUUCUGCUCAUCUGAUUCAGGCGUGUUGGAGAGCUGCAUGACGGUGCUGCAGAUCCCUGAUUACAGAAAUAAUGAAGAUGAAAGAAAUGAUUGAUGGUUUUAUGAUGGCACUGAUAAAAUGUUGUAUUGACUACUUGUUCAUCCUAUGUUCUUAAUCAAAUAGUUUAUUUUCUCAUGUUUUUAUCAUGUAAAACACUUUAACCUGCCGUGUUGCUGAGAUGUUUGGCACAAUAAACUGGAACUAAAUCAGCUGA
Messenger RNA from Xiphophorus hellerii (green swordtail), 1744 nucleotides. Its product is annotated as GTPase IMAP family member 9-like. The transcript has 3 exons. Gene Ontology annotation, molecular function: GTP binding. Lineage: Eukaryota; Metazoa; Chordata; Actinopteri; Cyprinodontiformes; Poeciliidae. The record is from RefSeq and is a predicted model, not a curated record. Bases 86 to 1036 code for a protein of 316 amino acids.